CAUUUUUCGUUUAUUCUCUCUCUACUCUCUCUACUCUCUCUCUCUCUCUCCUUGUUUCUCUCUUUCCGGUGACAGUAGGGCUUCUUCUAUCUUACGCUUUCGCACUCGUGUUUUCUCCGCGGCGCACGUUAACCACGCCGUUCUCUAUCUUGAGCUCCCGGAGGGUUAGGGAGAGACGCUCUAGGGUUUGGGUUCCGAUUAAAAUAAAUCAUUUUUCUGUGAGAUCCGUCGAAGGGGAACAGAAUUUGAUUCGAUAUUUUGGGCGGGCGGGAGCAGAAAGCUAGGGUUAGGGUUUUUGAUGCGUUGGCAGAUAUCAGAGCCGGCUAAUUUGAUCGUAGUGUGGGUCGGACGCGUGAGAUGGCUAAUCCCGGAGUCGGGGCCAAGUUUGUAUCUGUGAAUCUGAACAAAUCAUAUGGGCAGCCUUCUCACCAUCAUCGCCAUCCACCGCACCAUAGCCCUUACGGGUCGAACAGGGGGAGGCCAGCUAGUCAUGGCAGCGGAGGAAUGGUGGUCCUUUCGAGGCCUCGCAGUGCGAACAAAGCUGUUGGGUCGAAGCUUUCUGUUCCACCCCCCUUGAAUCUGCCUUCAUUGCGCAAAGAGCAUGAGAGAUUUGAUUCGUUGGGCUCAGGUGGUGGUCCCACUGGUGGAGGGGCUGCAGGUAGUGGGGCGAGGCCUACUUCGUCUGGUGUGGGGUGGACAAAGCCUACUGCUGUUGCUUUGCAAGAGAAAGAAGUGGAUGGUGAUCAUGGAGGAGCUGAGGCAAAUGACCAGACUUUGCAUGGUGUUGAUGGGGUGAGUAGAGGGAACAGUGUGGGGAGCAGUGUUUAUAUGCCACCUUCAGCUCGGCCUGGCUCGGUGGGACCUCUCCCUAUUCCUGCUCCAACAUUUCAACCGGCAGAGAAAGCACUGCUGUUGAGGGGUGAAGAUUUCCCUUCUUUGCAGGCUGCUUUGCCUUCUUUGUCAAGGCCUUCACAAAAGCAAAAGGAGGGUUUGAAUCUGAAACAGAUGCAAGCUGUCCGUGAUGAAUUGUUGAAUGAGCAGAGGGAUAGUACUCAUUCUCGUUUGCUUGUUGACAUGCGGCCUCAAUUGCAGACUUCUCGUCGUAGUGUACAGAAUGAGAAUGGCAGUGAAUGUAAGGGUUUGGGUGGUGAUCGAGCAUCAGAGCAAGUAAAGAAGCAGGAUGAGUAUUUUCCAGGUCCACUACCACUAGUUCGGUUGAACCCAAGAUCAGAUUGGGCGGAUGAUGAGCGUGAUACAAGUCAUGGUUUCGCAGAUCGGGGCAGAGAUCAUGGGUUCUCAAAAACUGAAGCUUGUUGGGAUAGAGAUUUUGAUAUGCCCAGAAUAAGUGUUCCACCACUCAAGCCAGUUCACAACCCUUUGGAGAGAUGGGGUCUGCAUGACAAUGAAGCUGGAAAGGUUUCUACCAGCGAAGUCCCAAAGGUGGACUCGUACAGCAGAGAUGCAGGAACACCUAGUAGAGAAGGAAGGGAAGGGAACUCAUGGAGAAAUACCACAUUUCCAAAAGAUGGAAAUAGUGGUCAAGUUGGAAAUGACCGAAAUGUUUUUGAUGCAAGGGCUUCGAGUUUAUACAGAGAAACAAGCAAGGAUAGUAAGUAUAGUCUGACAUCUGUUCAAGAAAAUGCUCAAGAUAAUUUUGUAAGGAGGGAUGGGUAUAGACAAGGAGGUAGACAGCCUUGGAACAAUUCUACAGACUCAUAUACAAGCAGAGGGCCUGAAUGGAAUAAACGUGACCGGUAUGGCAGUGAACAACAAAAUAGAUACAGAGGUGAUGCUUUACAGAAUAGCUCAGUGUCCAAACCCUACACUGCAGGUGGUAAAGGGCUUCCCAUCAAUGAUCCACUGCUUAAUUUUGGAAGGGAGAAGCACCCAUUUUCAAAGAGUGAAAAACCUUAUGUAGAGGAUCCUUACAUGAAAGACUUUGGAGGUACUGGUUUUGACAGCCGGGAUCCCUUCUCUGCCGGUCUUUUUGGAGUGGUUAAGAAGAAGAAAGAUGUGGUUAAACAAACUGAUUUCCAUGACCCUGUUAGGGAAUCUUUUGAGGCUGAACUUGAGAGAGUUCAGAAAAUGCAAGAACAGGAGCGACAGAGGAUCAUUGAGGAACAAGAAAGAGCUUUGGAGCUAGCUCGAAGAGAAGAAGAGGAGAGAAUGCGGAUGGCUAGGGAACAAGAAGAAAGGCAGAGAAAGAUGGAAGAAGAAGCUAGGGAAGCAGCGUGGAGAGCAGAACAAGAACAACUUGAUGCCAUGCGAAGAGCUGAAGAGCAGAGAUUAGCUAGGGAAGAGGAGAAACAGAGGUUGUUUUUGGAGGAAGAAAGGAGGAAGCAUGCUGCUAAGCAGAAGCUUUUAGAAUUGGAGGAAAGGAUUGCGAAGAGGAGGGCUGAAACAGGAAAGACUGGUGGUAAUUCUGUGGCUGAUGCAGAUGAGAAAAUGUCUAGGAUGGAGAAAGAAAAAGAUGUCUCCAGGGCAGCAGACAUGGGUGACUGGGAGGAUGGUGAAAGAAUGGUGGAGAGGAUCACAGCCUCGGCAUCUUCUGAUUCAAGUUUGAACAGGUCCUUUGAGAUGGGUUCUAGGUCUCAUUAUUCUAGAGAUAGUUCUCCUUUUGUGGACAGGGGAAAGUCCGUUAAUUCCUGGAGAAGAGAUGUAUAUGAGAAUGGGAACAGCUCAAGCUUACUUCUGCAAGACCAGGAUUUUGGCCAUCAUAGUCCCAGACGAGAUUCAUCUGUUGGUGGGAGAGCUCCUUUAAGGAAAGAGUUCUAUGGAGGCAGUGGAUUCAUGUCUUCUAGGACUUACCACAAAGGGGGGAUUGCUGAACCUCACAUGGAUGAUAUCACUCAUUUAGGGGGGCAGAGGUGGCACCUUUCUGGCAAUGGGGAUCAUUAUAGCAGAAACAUGGAGAUUGAGUCUGAAUUCCAUGAUAACCUUGUUGAAAAGUUUAGUGAUGUUGGAUGGGGGCAGGGGCAUGUCCAUGGCAAUCCUUAUUCUCCUUACCCUGAACAGUUGUAUCCAAAUUCUGAUGCAGAUGGGCCUUAUUCCUUUGGUAGGUCACGGUAUUCCAUGAGGCAGCCUCGUGUUCUUCCACCGCCAUCACUAGCUUCCAUGCACAAAUCCUCCUACAGGGAUGAAGUUGAGCGUCCUGGCCCCUCAGCUUUUCUAGACAAUGAGAUACAGUACAAUCAAGCAGGUAGAGGUGAACCUACCAUGCAGACAAGGCAUGAUACUAAUCGUCCUGAGAAUAUUGGACAACCUGAAAUAAUUAAUGUCAAACAAGAAAACACGGGGAGUGAGAAUCGUAAACUGGACAGUAUCACCAGCCCAAGGUGUGACUCACAAUCAUCUCUUUCUGUGUCUAGCCCCCCUAGUUCUCCAACUCAUCUUUCUCAUGAUGACUUGGAUGAGUCUCGAGAUUCUUCAGUGUUAUCUGCCCCAGGAGACAGCAAAGAGGUCCCCUUAUCUGGGCCGGAGAGUGAACCUCUCGUAUUACCUACCAAUCCUGGACAAGAGAAUGUGAUGAAUGCUUCUAGUUCUAUCUCAACUGGUGAUGAUGAAGAAUGGGCUGUUGAGAACAAUGAGCAUCUUCAGGAGCAAGAAGAAUAUGAUGAAGAUGAAGAUGGAUACGAGGAGGAAGAUGAAGUGCAUGAAGUAGAUGAUGAGAAUAUUGAUCUAACCCAGGAGUUCGACGACAUGCAUUUAGAGGAGAAAGGAUCCCCUGACAUGGACAAUUUGGUCCUAGGCUUCAAUGAAGGUGUUGAAGUUGGAAUGCCAAAUGAUGAGUUUGAGAGAAGUUCAAGGAAUGAUGAAGGUACAUUUGUGGUACCUAAGGUUUCAUCUGGAACUGUUGAAGAACAGGGGUCAUUUGAUGGAAUUCGUGCUCAUGAACUGACCCUUCAACCUAUGGAUGGGUCCAACCAAGUGAAUGUAGGUAGUUCUUCCAGAUUGGUCCAAGAAACUGAGAAGGCAAUGCAGAAUUUAGUUAUCCAGCCUAGUAAUGUCUCUCAUAUGUCAGCUGAAACUGAACGUGAACAUGUGGAUGCUUCUAGUACUUCUGGGCUAUCUUCUCAGCAUCCAGUUACAUCUUUGGUUAGCUUUACCUCCCAUUUGUUGUCCAGUCAAGCUGCCAAGCCUACAGUAUCUUCUGUUCCGAAUCAGACAGAGGGACCUGUUAAGCUUCAGUUUGGGCUGUUUUCCGGUCCAUCUCUGAUACCAUCUCCGGUCCCAGCUAUACAAAUUGGUUCUAUACAGAUGCCUCUUCCUCUGCAUCCUCAGGUUGGUCCGUCUCUCGCCCACAUGCACCCGUCACAGCCACUCUUCCAGUUUGGUCAGCUAAGGUAUACAUCUCCUAUCUCCCAGGGAGUACUGCCAAUGGGUCCUCAAUCAGUGUCUUUUGUUCAGCCCAAUCUCCCAUCCGGUUUUUCAUUGAAUCAGAGCCCAGGAGGCCCUCUGCCUAUUCAAACUGGCCCAGGAACUUAUCAAAUUACUAAAAAUGAUGCUACGUUGAGUUCAGUGAAUAAUAAUCAACCUGGAGUUACUUCGAGGCUUUUGGGUGCAUCUCAAGAGAAUGUAUCAGAAAAGAUAAAUUCAAUGCCCACUGGAGGAACUGCUGAAACCUCUGACAUGGUGCAACGGGGACCAGCAGUAUCCCGUAUUAGCGAUAGCAGUUCAAGAUCUGAGUCUUUUGAGGGGGAAGACCAGAGAAACAAUAACUCGGUUGGGAAAAACUUCAGUGGUUUUCUUGGUACUCGGGAAUCUCAAGGUCAGGCUCAAACUGGAGCAGCGCCAUCUCAGUUAAUUAUCAAAGACAAAGAUUUUAGUGGGCCAAGGGCCCAUGGCCCAACAUCUGGUGGCAGAGGAAGAAAAUAUGUGGUUACAGUUAAGAAUUCUGGCUCUAGAUCAUUUCCAGUUGCUGAGCCUACCCAUUUAGAAUCUAGUGGGUUUCAGAGGAGACCUCGACGCAAUAUGCAGCGAACUGAGUUUCGAGUUAGAGGAAGUGCUGAUAAGAGGCAAUAUACAGGGUCUGUAUCUUCCAACCACGUUGGACUGGACGAGAAAUAUGUCUCUGGAAGGGGUUUUGGGCCUUCUGUAAGAAGUGGGCCUAGGAGGGUUGUUAUGUCAAAUAAACCAUCAAAACAGAUGUUAGAUUCAGAGGGCUUGAGCCCAGGUCCACUUAAUUCACUAGAAAUAGAAUCUGGGAGCAAGGCUGAAAAGGGAGCUGGAAAAGAUGCUUUGACAAGGAGUCAGAAUGUCCUGCAAUCUGGAGAGGGAAAUCUUAAAAGAAAUAUUCAUUCUGAAGAAGAUGUGUAUGCUCAUUUGCAAAGUGGCUUUGUGCGUGUCUUUGAGCAACCUGGCAUAGAGGCUCCUAGUGAUGAAGAUGAUUUCAUUGAAGUGAGAUCAAAGAGGCAAAUGCUGAAUGAUCGGCGUGAACAGAGAGAAAAAGAAAUCAAGGCAAAGUCUCGGGCCUCAAAGGUUCCACGAAAACCUCGUUCUACUUCAAAAAGUAGUACUGCCUCUGCCAACUCAGGUAAAAAUUAUGCAGUGGCAAAUGGAGAAGCAGGAAACAGCAGUCACUCUGAUUUCGUUGCCUCUGAGGGACGUGGAUUGGUUAAUAUGGAAGUAUCAGCUGGUCUUAACACUAAUGUAGUGUCUCAACCGUUGGCUCCAAUUGGCACUCCUGCUGUAAAAAGUGAUGCCCAGGCUGAUAUUAGAUCCCACACAAUCAGGUCACUGAACACAAGCUCCCUUCCUGUAGUAUCAGGUAGUGAGAAAAAUCUUGGGCGCAGCUCAAUUGUUGACAACAAGAGUAAGGUUCUGGACAAUGUUCAAGCAUCUUUGGAUGCAUGGGGUAAUUCACGGAUCAAUCAACAGGUUAUAUCCUUGACACAGACCCAACUUGAUGAGGCUAUGAAGCCUGGGCAAUUUGGCUCUCAUGGUUCUGUUGGAGAAAUUACUAGCUCAGUUUGUGAAUCCAGCAUGCCAUCUUCAUCAAUCUUGACAAAGGAGAAGCCAUUUUCUUCUGCUGCAAAUCCAAUCAAUUCCCUGCUUGCUGGCGAGAAAAUCCAAUUUGGUGCUGUCACGUCUCCAACAAUACUUCCUCCUAGUAGCCGCUCUAUUUCACAUGGAAUUGGUCCACCAGGACCAUCUCGGUCUGACAUGCAACUAUCCCACAAUCUUUCUGCAGAUGAAAAUGAUUGUGGUCUUCUCUUUGAGAAAGAGAAACACACGGCUGAGUCUUGUGUUCAUUUGGAAGAUUGUGAAUCAGAAGCUGAAGCAGCUGCUUCAGCUGUUGCUGUUGCAGCCAUCAGCAGUGAUGAAAUUGGUGGGAAUAGUUUGGGUGCUUGCUCUGGUUCGGUUGCAGAUAUUGAUGGGAUAACAGCAGCUGGAGCCGGUGAUCAGAAAUUUGCCAGUCAAUCAAGGGCCAAACAGUCUCUAAGUGUGUCCCUUCCAGCGGAUUUAUCUUUGGAGACCCCACCAAUCUCAUUAAGGCCACCUUUACCAGUAGGUGGAGCUGGUGAUCAACAAUUAACCAGUCAAUCGAGGGCUGAAGAGUCCCUCAGUGUAUCCCUUCCAGCAGAUCUAUCUGUUGAGACCCCACCAAUUUCGUUAUGGCCACCCUUACCGAGUCCUCAGAAUUCUUCAGGCCAAAUGCUUCCACAUUUUCCUGGUGGCCCACCUUCCCAUUUUCCCUUUUAUGAGAUGAAUCCCAUGAUGGGGGGUCCUGUUUUUGCUUUUGGACCACAUGAGGAGUCUGCAUCUACUACCCAAGCACAAUCGCAAAAGACUAGUGCACCAGUUUCAGCGCCACUUGGAACUUGGCAGCAAUGCCAUUCCGGGGUAGAUUCAUUCUAUGGUCCUCCUGCGGGUUUUACUGGUCCUUUUAUCAGUCCAGCUGGAGGCAUACCAGGUGUUCAAGGCCCUCCACACAUGGUUGUCUAUAACCAUUUUGCGCCUGUAGGACAAUUUGGACAAGUUGGCUUGAGUUUCAUGGGUACUGCUUAUAUUCCAUCAGGAAAGCAGCCUGAUUGGAAGCACAACCCUGCAUCUUCCUCCAUGGGUGUUGGCGAGGGGGAGAUGAACAGUAUAAAUAUGGUUUCUGCACAGCGCAAUCCUACCAACAUGCCUGCUCCGAUCCAGCAUUUGGCCCCUGGGUCACCACUACUUCCCAUGGCUUCACCAUUGGCCAUGUUUGACGUUUCUCCUUUCCAGCCUUCUGAUAUGUCAGUUCAAGCACGGUGGCCCCAUGUUCCUGCAUCAUCUCUUCAGUCUGUUCCUCUAUCAAUGCCAAUGCAGCAACAGGCAGAUGGUAUGCUUCCUUCUAAAUUUAGCCAUGGUCCUACUGACCAAUCAUUGCCAGCCAACAGGUUCCCCGAGUCGCGGACUUCUACAUCCUUUGACAGCAGUCGUAGUUUUCCUGUAGCGACUGAAGCCACUUCCACCCGAUUUCCAGAUGAACUGGGUUUAGUAGACCCUACAAGCUCCGGCAGCACUGGGGCUUCAACACAGAAUGUUGUCACUAAGAGCUCAUCUGUGAGUAGCACCAUAGAUAAUGCCAAGACUGAUGUUGAUCAGAAUCUCGGUACCAGUUCUAGUGGACAUAACGCAAGUUCUAACGCCAAGUCACAGUCUUCUAUGAACAAGAGUAAUAUCCCUAACCAGCACUAUGGCCAUUCAUCAUAUUAUCAGAGAGGUGGUGGAUCGCAGAAAAAUAGUUCAGGCGGUGACUGGUCCCACCGAAGAAUGGGGUACCAAGGAAGGAAUCAGUCUCUGGGUGCUGAAAAGAGCUUCCCAGCUACUACUAAGAUGAAGCAAAUAUACGUGGCUAAACAGACCUCAAGUGGGAGUUCAACAGCCUCGUGAGGAGCCACAUAAAAUUAGUUGCCGCUUGCUGGGUUCAAGAAAAUGACUGCAGGUUGAAACAGUGGUUCAGGAAUAAAAGAUUUUUGGUUUCUUUUUUUCGCAGCAUCUGUUGCACCGGUAGGUGCGGUGUCUAGUAUUUAGAUUGAGAUUUUGUUGAGAGAGAUGUAGGUGCUAGGGUAUGCUGGUUUUCCCAACGAAGGUUUGCAAAAACUGGCAGCACGCAGGUGAUAUGAUGCGAAAUUUUGGGCCUGCCUGGUACUGCUUUAGAGGCAAAAGGGGACGAUUUUGAAGUACUAGUUCUUGUUGACAAGGCAACUUUGUGAUACUAUUUUCAGUUGUGGUCCGUCGAUCGGGUUUCGUUGUUUGAAAUCUUUGUUGGCUGCAAACCGAAGUGUCAAUUUAUUGGAGAAUUUGAUGUAGUAAAAAACAAACACUGUUAUAAUCCAGGUAAAAUUCUUUUUGCAAUUCUGGUAAAUGAUAGAUGUGGCCUCCUAGGGAUGUGUUUUCCCUCCUCA
Messenger RNA from Malus domestica (apple), 8381 nucleotides. RefSeq lists its product as uncharacterized. The record is from RefSeq and is a predicted model, not a curated record. Lineage: Eukaryota; Viridiplantae; Streptophyta; Magnoliopsida; Rosales; Rosaceae.